Molecule: messenger RNA, 981 nt
Organism: Bradysia coprophila
Lineage: Eukaryota; Metazoa; Arthropoda; Insecta; Diptera; Sciaridae
Product: retinol dehydrogenase 14 pseudogene
Source: RefSeq, a predicted model, not a curated record
AUGUUAAAAACUAAACUCACAUUUAUCGCUACAUUGUGCAUUAUAAAUACGAACGAAAUUUAUGGUCAAGUGCUGUGCAAUCGUCGGUAUUUGAACGAUGAAAUUCGAAUUGACGGUAAAGUAGUGAUCGUUACUGGUGGCACGAGUGGACUCGGAUUGGAGACUGCUCAUAAUCUCGCUAGCAGAGGUGGACGAAUCUACCUUGCAUCUCGUGGUGAGAAACGCGGAAAAGAAGCAGCGGAAGCUAUAAGACGAUCGACUGGAUAUGGAAAUGUUCAGUUCAUGCAACUGGAUCUGGGUUCGCUGAGAUCAGUGAGAAAAUUUUCGGAAACAUUUCGUAAGGAAGAGACACGUCUCGACAUUCUGAUCAAUAAUGCGGGACUGGCUUCACAUUAUAAUACGACAGAAGACGGCUUUGAAUUGAAUAUGGGUGUGAAUCAUCUGGGACAUUUUCUGCUAACAAAUUUGUUGUUGGAUCUUCUCAAAGCUUCUGUACCGAGCAGGAUUAUUGUUGUCAGUUCGAUAGCCCAUUGGAUUGGAAUUAUUGAACGGGACAAUUUGAAUAGCGAAAUUUACUUUCCAGGCAUUAUCAGAGCUUAUAGCAAUAGCAAAUUGGCAAACGUUCUUUUUGCACAUGAACUUGCAAGGCGACUAGAGAACACUGGCGUCACUGUUAACAGUUUAGAUCCCGGAUUUUCAGUGUCUGCCCUCGGACAAAAUCUGGACACCACUCUUCGUGGCCUUUUCGAAUUGGCCCAGACACUUUUCGGCCGUAACUCAGAAUACGGAUCACAGACACAUGUGAUGUUAGCAAUCGAUCCGAUUGUAAGGGUCGUUUCGGGGAAAUAUUUCUUAGACUGUGUGCAACAUCAGCCGGCUUAUCUUGCGAGAGAUGCAAACAUGGGUCGAUGGCUAUGGGAGCACAGCGAAAAACUAACGAGAUUAAAUGCACAUCAAAUGGUGUCGAAUGUGACUCAGUAA